Messenger RNA from Enterobius vermicularis (human pinworm), 1575 nucleotides. Lineage: Eukaryota; Metazoa; Nematoda; Chromadorea; Rhabditida; Oxyuridae. The record is from the annotation of a GenBank genome assembly.
AUGACGGAUAUUCUAGAACAAGGAGAUAAUGAUUUGGAGUUGUAUACAGACGGAGAUUUCAAUGAACGUGACGUCCUUGGUGAAGACGAUGAUAAUGAUGUUGGAAAAGAAGAUGUUGCAAAUAACAGCGGGACAAAAAAUGGAUCUACUCCGGUGCCGAAACCGAAGUCCAAUGACUCAGAUCUGUAUGAUGCUGCCAUUGAACCUUCGGAACAGCAUGGCACAUCCACUGCUAGCAAGACUGAUUCACCACCUGCAGCUCGACAGACAAACAGUUCAGGGACAACACCAACGACUCAGCCAUCAAAUCCAUCACAGGCACGUAAUUUGCCGGCGUUAGGAUCUAGUGCUAAUUCGUCGGGGCGCAGAUAUUGUUGUUACAUUGGGAACAUGACCUGGUGGACAACAGAUGUUGACUUGCAAACCUUAAUACUGUCUUGCGGCGUAUCGGACCUAAUUGAUAUAAAGUUCUAUGAAAAUCGUAAUAAUGGCCAGAGUAAGGGCUUUGCGUUAGCAGUUUUUCAAGCCGAAAGUGCUGUUAAAACAGUGAUGGAGAAAUUGCCGCAGCGAACACUUCAUGGGCAGCAGUUGGUAGUAUUGCCAUAUACGAAAGCUUCACUUGCGAAAUUCGAGGAUGCCACUAGACGUCUCGACCAAAGAAGUGAUAAAAAAGAUUCAAAGAAAGACGAUGUGAAAGGGCCGUUCCUGGGGACUAUUCGAAUCGGAAUGCCACCACCAGUUCAACAGUCACAGCAACCACAAAUGACUUUGCCUCCUCCUGUCGCGCUUAGACCACAGGUGCAGGUGCCGCCUCCUAUACCGAGUUUGCGUCCACCAGCCCAAGUUCCGAUGAUGAUACCUCAGCAGCAACCUCCGCAGGUACGUGCUCCUCCUCCACCAACCCAACCAGUUCCAUUGGCUGGCAUUGCAGUCGGAGGUGCUCCUAUCAACCUCAACGCUCCCCCACCAGCUAUUCCCGGUCAGGUUCCUAUUGGCGGAGCACCACAAAUGAACAGACCACCUCCAGCAUUUCCGCAUCCGUCUCAAGGAGUACCACCACUUUCAAGUGCUGGUCCUAUGCCGCAAGCAGCAGCACCUCCGACUUCACAUCCACCUCCUGGCUUUCCCCCUCCAGGGGCACAUAUAAAUCCUCAGAUUUAUCGUCAAAAUUUUGGAGUAGAGGGGCUGCCAGAGGCAGAAUUUGAGGAAAUUAUGAACAGAAAUAGAACCGUUUCGUCAUCGGCCAUUACGAGGGCGGUAAGUGAUGCUGCAGCAAAUGAUUACGCAUCAGCAAUCGAGACGCUUGUUACGGCAAUAUCACUAAUUAAGCAGAGCCCAGUAGCGAACGAUGAACGCUGUAAAGUCCUCAUCACUUCGCUCCAGGACACUCUUCGCGGGAUUGAAACGAAGUCAUUCAAUUCCAACCGUAAACGACAUUCUAAUCGUGAUCGCUCGCGCACUCCAGAAAGGUCGUCACGGAAACGACAUCGUCGUACAUCACGCAGUCGUUCUCGUUCGCGAGAGCGGUAUGACUAUUCACCUCGCCAUUCCUCUGUCCGACGCACCGCUUAUUGA